Insectozyma verbasci is the source of this 500-nucleotide messenger RNA. NCBI's taxonomy places the organism in Eukaryota, Fungi, Ascomycota, Pichiomycetes, Serinales, Debaryomycetaceae. The record is from the annotation of a GenBank genome assembly.
AUGGUUGAAAUAUUAAAUGAUCAUAAUGAAUUAACAGAUGAACAAUAUACUAGAUUAACAGAAGAAGUACUCAAUGCAAGAGACCUAAGUUAUUCUCCUUAUUCUAAAUUUAGAGUUGGUUGUGUUGUUGUUACUGAAGAUGAUAAAUUUAUAAUUGGUGCUAAUGUUGAAAAUGCUUCUUAUGGAGCUGGUAUAUGUGCUGAAAGAGUAGCUAUUACAAAAGCAGUAGUAUGUAAUCCCUAUUACGUUAAUACUAUUACAUUCUUAUUUCUUACUAACACCCUUACUAGACAUCUGGUUACAAUAAAUUUAAAUUAAUUGCAAUAUCUGGCGAUGAUCCAACAGAAUAUAUAACACCAUGCGGUAUAUGUAGACAAUUUAUACGUGAAUUUUCAAGAGAUAUACCUAUAUAUAUGUAUAAUACUAAUGGUAAGCAUAUAAAAGUUGAUUUACUGGACCUAUUACCAUUAUCUUUUGGACCUGAAAAUUUAUUAAAAUAA